Bipolaris maydis ATCC 48331 is the source of this 198-nucleotide messenger RNA. NCBI's taxonomy places the organism in Eukaryota, Fungi, Ascomycota, Dothideomycetes, Pleosporales, Pleosporaceae. The record is from RefSeq and is a predicted model, not a curated record.
AUGGUACAAUUAUCUGCGCAAACCACCAUGCGCUCACAUAACCAAACGUUUAGACGCUGCCAGAUGAAGCGUUUGGAAGAGCCUCAAAGCCUCUCUCACUACACAAUGACAAGUAAGGAGUGUCACGACACAUCUUCCUGCUCUGCCCGCUCUAUACAGAAUGCUAGGCCUCGUCGCAAAUGCCCAGUACUCCAGUAA